Molecule: messenger RNA, 1991 nt
Organism: Cryptotermes secundus
Lineage: Eukaryota; Metazoa; Arthropoda; Insecta; Blattodea; Kalotermitidae
Exons: 2
Coding region: 584-1351 (255 amino acids)
Source: RefSeq, a predicted model, not a curated record
ACUUGACAUUUAUGUACUAGAGUUUGGUUUAUGGAUAUAUAUAUAUAUAGCAGCCUUCAAUAAUUGAAUUUGAUUUUAACGCUCUGUGUUCUGUUAUCUGAAAGACAAAAUUUGGGAAUCUGAGUUGCAAGACAAAAAAAAACAUCUUGAAUUGAUUUGAACUGUGGUACAACUGGUGUGUGAUUUAUGGAUAUAUAAAUACAAUAAUAAUUAGAAGUGAUUUCGGUAGUUCUAUUAUUAUCUGAAUGUCAAAUGCGUCUUAAUUUACCAUAUAACUUAAAGUCACUUUGAACUGAUCUGUAGUAUGCUAGAACUCUAAUUUAGUUUAAGGAUACAAAACCGGAAUAAUAUUUGAAAUUGUUAUUUUAGUGUUACUACCCGAGGGACAAAUAUUUUUGAACCUAAGAUACAACAAAAGAACACUUUGAGUUGGUCUGAACUUUGCGAAAUAUUGUCAUGUACUUUAAUUAUGAACUCGCAUUUGGUUUAUGGAUAUACAGAAUCACUAAUGUUAUUGUAUUUCCUUGAAUUAAAGAGACGAAUGUUGUGAUAUUAUCGGGUAAAAAAUUAUCGACAUAAAGCAAUGAAGUUACCGGCUUGUUUAUCAUUAACUUACAUUGGUUUGUUACUUCUGACACUGGACAACGGUGCGUAUAAUAUUCCUAUAUUCGCAGAUUAUUCGUUAUAUUAUUCUGAUAGUGUAGAAAACGUAGGAAUGAUAUUAUCUGAUUGUACAGAAAGAGUAGAUUGUCUAAAAGUUGACAUAAUUGAUGAGAAUGAAGUUGGUGAUAUUAUUAGUGACCCUGGUACCAAAAAUAAUUGUAUAUCUAAUACAAGUAACGAUAUAAAUACAGUGUCAAAUGAGGUUCAAGUUCUGAGUCAAUCAACAGAUAAAAAUCAAAUAAAUAAUAAUACGUUUUAUAAAACGUCUACUACAACAGACAAAAAUUAUGAGCUUCAUAAGCUUGUGGAUUGUGUAAUGAAUGAUUUUGUUCCUUCGGAUGACAGUGAUGACAGUGAUAACCUAACUUUUGCAAAACGUGAUGAUAAUGUUGGAAACACAAUAGUUGAUGAUAUUCUUUAUAAAGAUAUGCCAGCAUUUCUAAUAAUAUCUAUUGUAAACGAUGAUGGAGAAGAUUACAAUAUUAAGGUUGAAAAUGCAGUUCAAGUCACAGGUGAUGAAAUUAUGUUGAACUACAACAAGGCAAUCGAGGCUCUAGCAGACUUCAUAAACAAAGAAGACAUGUCAUUAGAGGACAGCAAAGAAUGGAAUGAAGACAGCGAGCCCGAGGAACCUCAAAGAAUUGUGGAAAACGGUUACAUUUUUUACGACAUGGGCUCACAGGAAUAGGGAGGACAUCGGGGGAUGAUACAGGGACUUCGAUUUAUCAUAUUUUCUUGUCUAUUUACUUAAAAAUCAUUAUACAAUUUCUUAUAAUAUGUUAAAUGGAAUUCCUGUCUGCAUCCAUAAAAAUGUACUCAUAAGUUAAAUGAAUAUUGAUCAACACUGUGAAGAAUAUACCAGACACUACAGAGCUGAAACUUCUAAGAUAUUGUAUUAAUUGUAGGCCAUGUCGAUGUGUUAAAUAUUGUAACUACUCGAUCUGUGAUUGGAAAUUAUUUAUAUUCUACAUAAAUAUUAAAGAUGGUUAGCAAUGGACGCCGGUGAAGGGGGGUAAGCUAAGCAUCUGCCCACAUGGAAUUUUGAAAAAAUCAAAAUUGCGAAAAAAAAGUAGUACCAACUAUUAAUACAAAUUAAUUGGAAAUUGAUUUUGAAACAUAUACCUCUACUUAUCUCCCUUCUUGCCAGACCCUCUUGGAGGAAACUCUGGCGGCACCCAUGACAGGGGCUCACGACUGUAUCUGUAAUGCGCGCAUUUAUAGGCUAUUAAUUAUUCCAGGUGUAGCAAAACAAAAUUUGGAUAUAGAAAUCAUUCGUGUAUAAUAUAAACUACUUUAAUAAAAAAUUAGAUACUAAAAACUUCAAGCAA